AUCACUCGAUUAACACAGCUGCCGUUGAUAAUCAUUUGCAAAAAUGAUGCGCAUUAAUUAUGGAGAUCUGGAGAAAUCCGGGAUUGCAUCGAAGUACUCAAUGCAAGUACCACCGGAGAGGCAAAAUCAACCGCAAGUGUGUUUGAUUCGAGUCCCAUUCUUUUCUAUGCUUCAUGUUGAUUCCGGGCCUGUUACGGUAUUUCAACCUUUCAAAAGUCCAGUAGAAGGGCAUUUACCAGGAGUCAGUGAAUUGGCAAAGAGAAAAACACUAGGAUGUAGGAUACGCAACCUUGGAAGACCGUUAAAUUUAUUACAUUCGCCAGUUGGAGCAGCCAAACCAACAGAGGCUGAUGAUUCAUCGCUACCACCUGUAAAUCCAUUAGUAUUAUAUACAUCACCAGAAGAUGCUGAAGUACAAGUUAAAAUUGAAGUUGAUCCCAUGCUAUCCAGAUUUUUAAGAGACCAUCAAAGGCAGGGUGUUCAGUUUGUAUUUGACUGUUUAAUGGGCCUGAAAGAAUUUAAUGGCCAGGGAUGCAUUCUGGCAGAUGAUAUGGGUCUGGGAAAGACAUUGCAAAGUAUCACGGUCAUGUGGACUCUACUCAACAAUGGACUUAAUGGCAAACCGGCCGCAAGAAAAUGUGCUAUUGUAUGCCCAGCCAGUUUAGUAAAUAACUGGGAAAGUGAAAUCAAAAAAUGGCUUAAAGGCAAAUGUCCCUGUACCGCAGUAGCGGAAGGGGUAAAGGAAAAAGUGGUAUCGAAAUUUACAGGAUUCAAAUAUGAUCGCCAGUCGAAUGUGAUUAUAUCAUCUUAUGAGACAUUCAGACUACAUGCCAAGAAACUAGAAGGAGUGCCUAUAGACCUAGUCAUAUGCGAUGAAGCCCACAGACUCAAAAAUGAUAAAACGUUGACAUCCGUGGCUAUACAAAAUCUACCAGCUAAAAUGAGGUUAAUGUUAAGUGGAACACCAAUACAAAAUGAUUUAAACGAGUUCUACGCAUUGGUGUCUCUGUGUAACCCAAACGUAUUGGGUGAUAUUUCAAAUUUCAGAAAGCACUAUGCUAACCCAAUCUUGUUAGGUAGGGAGCCUGAUGCUACUAAAGCGCAACAAGAGAUAGCUGCAGAGCGACUUGCUGAUUUAUCGUAUAUUACUAACCAAUUUGUUCUGCGACGUACAAACACGCUACUAAGCAAAGUACUGCCACCGAAGAUCAAUAUGAACGUCUUCUGCAAUCUGACGGAAACCCAAAAGAUCAUAUACACCAGCUAUACAAAUUCAGCGUCCUGCAGGAAGUUGAUUAACAGUGGAGAAGUAGUAAUGACAAAAUCACUGGGUGUUAUCCUUUCUUUAAUGAAGGUAUGUAACCACCCAGGGUUGAUUAAACCGUCACCAUCUAAAAAACCAACAAAAGCCGAUGAAUUGAUCAAGGAGAUUCAUGCAAACUACAACACAUUGCAAAAGAACAGAUCAUGUUAUCCGGAGCUCUCUGCUAAAACAUUAGUGCUAUUCAGGUUACUACACAACAUACGGAGGACAACAUCGGAUAGAAUUGUUAUAAUCAGCAACUAUACGCAAACAUUGGAUGUAUUUGAAAGGAUGUGCAAACAGUGCAAUUACCCCUGCGUCAGAUUGGAUGGUACACUAUCGAUCAAAAAACGCCAUAAACUUGUUACUACAUUCAAUGACCCGAACUCACAUAGCUUCGCUUUUCUGCUAAGUUCAAAAGCUGGAGGAUGUGGUAUCAAUCUUAUCGGAGCAAAUAGGCUAGUGCUUUUUGACCCGGAUUGGAAUCCAGCCAACGAUAAACAAGCAUUAGCCAGAGUGUGGCGUGAUGGCCAACGAAAAACAUGCUACAUAUACAGAUUCUUUAGCACUGGAACUAUAGAAGAAAAAAUAUACCAGCGCCAAAUAUGUAAAGAUGGACUAAGUGCCAUGUUAGUGACAGAUGGUGAAAAUGAAAUAAAGGACAGCCUUAGCGGCGAAUACCUCAGAAAUCUUUUCGAAUUUAAAGAGGACACAAUAUCGGAUACACAUGACUCUUUGUCAUGCACAAGGUGUAACGAAACCACAGGUCAUGUACCACAAACAGCAGAUUUCGUAGAAGACGAUCUGCUGACAUGGGCUCACCAUACAGAUUUAAACACACUGCCAGAUCCAUGCCUUAAGAGCGCAAUUUUUGAAAAUAAUCCACCCGUGCAAACAGAUGAAGGAUAUACACCGGUCUCAUUUGUCAUGAGCUGCCUAGUGGAGUUUAAAGAAUCGCAAACACCUCAACAACGGCCUGUAAAUACAGAACCAGCUGUUAAACCUCAACCCUUGAAAGAGUCAAAUUCUCAAGAAAAUAAACGAAAUGCGACAACCAAUAAUAAAAAGGCUUCGCAGAAACGGAAAAUUGAUACUUCAGCUGACGAUGAAGAAUCCAUGGAUUCAGACGAUGGCUUUCUUGUAGAUGAUAUGGAAGAUGAAGAAGAGGAGUUCCAGGAUGAAAUGUCAGCUGAGGAAUCAGAUGAUAUGUCCUAAGUCCGCUUAGUGUUUAUAUCAAACAUAAAUGCGUUCAUU
Babesia bovis T2Bo is the source of this 2557-nucleotide messenger RNA. Its product is annotated as SNF2 (DNA repair and recombination) N-terminal domain family protein. The transcript has 6 exons. The coding region runs from base 44 to 2518 and encodes 824 amino acids. Gene Ontology annotation, molecular function: ATP-dependent chromatin remodeler activity; DNA translocase activity; ATP binding. Gene Ontology annotation, cellular component: nucleus. Gene Ontology annotation, biological process: reciprocal meiotic recombination; double-strand break repair via synthesis-dependent strand annealing. NCBI's taxonomy places the organism in Eukaryota, Apicomplexa, Aconoidasida, Piroplasmida, Babesiidae. The record is from RefSeq and is a predicted model, not a curated record.